Engraulis encrasicolus (European anchovy) is the source of this 975-nucleotide messenger RNA. RefSeq names its product olfactory receptor 2AT4-like. The transcript has a single exon. The coding region runs from base 1 to 975 and encodes 324 amino acids. Gene Ontology annotation, biological process: G protein-coupled receptor signaling pathway. The record is from RefSeq and is a predicted model, not a curated record. Gene Ontology annotation, molecular function: olfactory receptor activity; G protein-coupled receptor activity. Lineage: Eukaryota; Metazoa; Chordata; Actinopteri; Clupeiformes; Engraulidae. Gene Ontology annotation, cellular component: membrane.
AUGUCACAGGAGAAGAACUGGACAGCCAUCACAGAGUUUUUUCUUGAGGGCUUCCCUACGCUGCACCCAGACUAUAAUGGCUUGAUUGCAUUCAUAUUUUGUGUAGUGUAUGUCAUCACUGUUGUGGGAAAUACCAUCUUAAUUGUGACUUAUGUGCACGAGCCCAAACUGCAUAAAUCUAUGUACAUCAUCAUGUUGAGUUUGGCUGUAUCUGACAUAGGAUUCAGUACUGUCACGCUGCCCAAAGCUAUUGCAAGGUAUUGGUUUAAUGACGUGUCCACUCCCUUCAAUGUGUGCAUGUCACAAAUGUUCCUGGUCCAUUACUUUGGCACAGUGAACUCCUACAUCAUGGGCAUCAUGGCCAUGGAUCGCUACAUAGCCAUCUGUUUUCCCUUCCGGUACCCGGUCGUCAUGAGUUACCGCAUCAUGAGUAACCUCAACGUGGCCGCCUGGGCGGUGGGCUUCAUCACGCCCUUCAUCAUGACCAUCUUGAACACCAGGGUGCCGUACUGCGGCCCGAACCGGAUAACCCAGUGUUACUGCGAUCACAUUAAUGUCAUCACCAAGGCGUGCGGUGACACCGGCACCGCCACGCUGGUGGCUUUCACACAAGCCAUGCUGGUGCUGCUGAUCCCUCUGGGUUUCAUCGUGUACUCCUACGUCCACAUCAUCGUCAGCGUUAUGAGGAUAGCCAGCGCACAGGGCCGAUGGAAAGCCUUUUCCACCUGCAUCACACAGAUUUUAAUCAUCAGCCUGUACUUCCUGCCACGCUGCACUGUGUACGUCUUUGAUUUGACCGGCGUCUACCUGGAUGUAGACAUCCGCAUAACACUGGUGCUCUUCUACAGCCUGUUUCCCCCUCUCGCCAACCCCUUCAUCUAUUGCCUGAGAACGCGAGAGAUUAAGCAGACUCUGGCUCGCUGGUUUAGUGUGAAUAGUCUUAUGAGGAAAUCCACUGUGGUUGCCACCAUGUGA